AGACACACGCGCUCGUGACUAGACAAAGACAACGAGCUGUCACACCUUUACAAUGAAUCUUAUGAGUUCAGCGUCAAAGAAAUGCUGAAAGGAAAGUCCAAGGAGCGAAAAAUCGUUCUGUUGUGCUGUAGGAUAGGAAACCGCUGCUGGAACAAGACUACCUGUGGGCACUUCAGUGAGAGAAACAAGAGCCAGCCCGUGUACGGCGUUUUCAAUCUACCGGUGAAACACAACACACAUUUAUAUGGCAAAGUUCCUCGCCGAGCUGCUGGGAUGUACACUGCCCGAGAAAGGAGCAUCUCCAAUGUUCGAGUGCAGGAGUCAGCCGCACAUCGGACUGAGGCAUGUCACCAAACAACGGCCUACCAUAUUUGGGACACUGAUUGAAAAGCCGCUGGGGGAUCACAAUGCAGACAAAAUGCCUCAAACGCCACCCUUUCCAGCAAUGUAUGGGUCUAAUGGCUACAACAAUAAUCUGUAUAAGGAAAAGGAAGAGGACUAUGAAGGCCUGUAUUACCAUGACAACAACCUGGUGUCCGGGUCCUUGGAGGCUCUGAUUGAACACUUGGUCCCUACGGUGGCUUACUAUCCCGAUAGGACGUACAUCUUCACAUUCCUGCUCAGUUCCCGUCUCUUCAUUCAUCCAUAUGAGCUCAUGUCCAAAGUGUGCCAUCUGUGUGUGGACCAGCAGCGCCUCACUGAUCCUCAGGCUGACAAGGCAAGAGUCAGGAAAAUUGCUCCCAAGAUCCUGCAGUUGCUGACCGAGUGGACAGAGACAUUUCCCUAUGACUUCAGGGAUGAGAGGAUGAUGAAGAGCCUGAAGGAACUAACACAUCGUCUGAGCACUGGAGAUGAACUCUAUCGUAAGGCUGUGCAGCAGAUGACACAAACACUGAUCCGUAAGCUCACCACACUGAGUCAGUACGAGGAGGCUCUGGCCAAGAUUAACUCCUCUGUGACCGACAGACUAACAGUGCUGAAGACCAAACCUCAGUCCAUCCAGAGAGACAUUCUGACCAUCUGCAGCGACCCCUUCACCCUGGCACAGCAGCUCACACACAUUGAACUGGAAAGACUGAGCUACAUCGGACCAGAGGAGUUCAUUCAGGCGCUUGUUCAGAAGGACCCUCUUGAUAACGACAAGAGAUGCUUUAGUGAUCACAAAAAAGCAAGUAACCUGGAGGCUUAUGUGGAGUGGUUCAACAGACUCAGCUAUCUGGUGGCGACGGAGAUCUGCAUGCCGGUUAAGAAGAAACAUCGGGCUCGAGUCAUUGAGUUCUUCAUCGAUGUGGCACGAGAAUGCUUCAACAUUGGCAACUUCAACUCGCUCAUGGCCAUCAUAACCGGGAUGAAUAUGAGCCCAGUGUCGCGGCUCAAGAAGACCUGGGGCAAAGUCAAAACGGCCAAAUUUGAUAUACUGGAGCACCAGAUGGAUCCCUCUAGCAAUUUCUACAACUACAGAACAGCGCUGCGAGGAGCCACUCAGAGAUCCAUCACUGCUCACAGUAGCAGAGAGAAGAUUGUCAUCCCUUUCUUCAGUCUCUUGAUUAAAGACAUUUACUUCCUCAAUGAAGGAUGUGCCAGCAGGCUCCCGACUGGACAUGUCAAUUUUGAGAAAUUCUGGGAGCUGGCCAAACAAGUGAUGGAGUUCAUGACAUGGAAGAAGGUGGAGUGUCCUUUUGACAGAGACCGCAAGAUCCUGCAGUAUCUCCUGACCGCACCAGUCUUCAGUGAAGAUGCUUUGUAUCUGGCGUCAUACGAGAGUGAAGGACCAGAGAACAACAUGGAGAAAGACAGAUGGAAAUCUCUCAGGUCAUCUUUGCUGAACAGGACAUGAUGCUGUGUGGAGCUCAAAAUCAAGUGAACAUUGACAAGCAGGCUGUGUCCCCCUUUUGUCCCCUCCAAAAGUGAGAAGUAUCCCUGUUUUUUCAAGGGAGAUGACAAUCCAUAUUUUGCUGAACGGUGCAUUUUUCUGUUGGAAAGAGCAGCAUCGUUUUACAAGGCCCUUCUCUUUCUGUCGUUCAUACUGGAUAUUUCAGGCUUUUCCUCUCUUUGUGCAGACUCCUUUUCCCUCUUUAAAACAUGAUUUGAGCAGGGAAAAAAAUGUCCCCUGACUAUAAACCAAUCUGUGUUGGCGUUCUUCUCUGUUGACUUCAAGAGUUUGCUGCUGGUUGGCAAACUCCAUUGGCACAGGUUGGGGAAAAGGGGGGAGAAUUAUAAACCAGCAUUAUGUGUACUGGGUUCCAGUACUGUGUAUUUUUAUUGUACAUGAAGCAUUAAUUUAAGUCUAGAUUUAUGUUGUAACUAUUUUUUUGAUAUUGUGUUUGUCAGUUUUUUAAUGCAUAUGAGAUGUAAUGCAUUGCUUUAAGCUCUGUGAGUGACCACUGAUGUGUGUGUGAUAAACCCGCUGGGGGUUGCCCAAUGCACUGGAUGCUACUAUGAAUAAAGAUGUCAAUUCCUU
This is a messenger RNA of Carassius auratus (goldfish), 2461 nucleotides long. Its product is annotated as ras-GEF domain-containing family member 1B-A-like. Lineage: Eukaryota; Metazoa; Chordata; Actinopteri; Cypriniformes; Cyprinidae. Gene Ontology annotation, biological process: Ras protein signal transduction. Gene Ontology annotation, molecular function: guanyl-nucleotide exchange factor activity. The transcript is spliced from 16 exons. The coding region runs from base 245 to 1837 and encodes 530 amino acids. The record is from RefSeq and is a predicted model, not a curated record. Gene Ontology annotation, cellular component: plasma membrane.